GCUUGCUCUCUGAGAUGGUGCAGGGCACAGUUGCACCAGAUCUCAUCAGCUUCAGUGCCACCAUAAGAGCCUGCGAGAAAGGUGGGGCCUGGCACAUGGCCUUGUACCUCCUGUCCCAGAUGCCAAUGGCCAGAAUUGCGGCCGACGUAAUCAGCGUCAGUACCGGCAUUAGCGCCUGUGAGUUGGGUGGCCAGUCGCAGAUGGCCCCGUACCUCUUCGCGCAGAUGGAUCAGUGUGAGCAGCCAGCGCUGUGCAAGAGUUGA
Molecule: messenger RNA, 263 nt
Organism: Symbiodinium pilosum
Lineage: Eukaryota; Dinophyceae; Suessiales; Symbiodiniaceae
Source: the annotation of a GenBank genome assembly